AUGGAGACGACGGACGAUUUUGUGGAGGUGGAACUGCCCGACAACGAGUACUUCCACGAGGGGGUGGUGGGUCUGGCAAUGGAUAUUGUAGCCGAUUGUAAAAUGGUGGUGGAGACGGUCAAUGGGAUCAACACCGAAAUGGAACCCGACACCACCGACACGACCGAUGCCAUCAAAGAAACCUUCGUGCAGGCCAUCAAGCGAGUUCCGCAGAGUGCUGCACGUCUCGUGGACAUGACGCACCAGUUUAUUAGAGAAAAUGCUGCGUUCUACCUUGACGACCAGCAGUAUCUGGAUCUGUUCAAGAUUCUGCAAGCCAACACGCGAGCGGUAAAGGAAAGUGUGUUGCUGCUGUUGCGAUUGGCCACGGUGUCGGUGUGGACCACCAAGUCGGCCGCCACGACGGCCAAGACGCAGGGCCAGCUGGAGACCUACUGCAAGAACGUCGCCCUGGCCAUCAAGAAGGUCAUCGGAGCGGCAGAUCAGCUGCGACUGAUGCAGGAGCAAGAAGAGGAGGGCCUCAUCGAGGAAGAGGCCGAGGAGCUCGCGCGUCUCGUCAUGGACAAGACCGUCCAGCUGGCCCGGGCCGGUUCGGCGGCUGUCAAGGAGCUCGUGGAGGCCACCUACCAGCUGCAGGACAGGGAGCACUUUGUCGUCGCCGUCAAGAGCACCCUCCAGGCCAUCACCCCUUUCGUUGAUUUCGGGGCAGCGCUGUCCUUGCGAGAGGCCGACGCCCUGCGCAAGGCUGCCUUUGAUUUCCUCACCGCCGCCAAGGCCGCGUUCCAGGCGCAAAAUGACGACGCCAGCUUUGCGCGCCUGGAAAGUGCCAAGGACGGGCUGGCCGAAGCCAUGCGCGCGACAGUGCUGGCAGCCCGCGCAAUCAACACAGAGGACAUCGUACGCAAUCAGCUUGCUCCUGCCGACGCGUUCGACGACGGCGCGGACGAGGCCGAGGAGGAGGAGGCCGAGGAGCCCUACCUGGCCCCCGCCCCCGUGCGCCCUGCCGCCGCCGCCGCCUCCUCCCCGCUGCUGAUCGGCGCCCGCCAGUCCGCCCCUCCCGGUGCCCUCGCCCAUCGCCUCGCUCCGCCCGCCUCCAACGGAGCCACCGGUUUCCGCAAGCAGACUCGAACGCAGAACUCCCUGCCCCCGGUGAUGAAUACGACGAUGCAGCUACAACAGCGACAACAACAGACCCUGCACAGCGAGGGCGAGGACGGCCCUGGCAACGCAGACAAGAUGCGGCACACCACCAUGACUGGCCAGCACAUCAACCAGAUCCAACUGCUGAGGCAGCACCUCCAACUGCCCCCGUCCGAAGCGCAAGCCGUGGUCAAGCGAGGCACCGUUCGCAGAAAGGUGGCGGCCAGGAAGAGCGAGGAGCCGUUGGCCGUGGACAUGGCCAGAUACGAAGCCGAGAUCAAGAAGAUCGAAUUCCUACAGCGGUUCAUGCGCAAGUGGCUCAGGAUCAGCAAGUUCCGCAACACCGCCCUCAACUUCCUCACCGCGCCCGAGUCGGAGAGGCUCCGCAAGCGCAACAUGGCCUUCAGGGAAAUCGUCUGCACCGAACGGGGCUAUGUGAACAACCUGGAGGAGCUCGAGAAGCGCAUCAUCUCCCCGCUCAAGGCCUCGUCGCACAGCUUCAUCUCCGAGAAGGAGGUCGGUGUCCUCUUCUCCAACCUGGAGAGCAUCACCUGCCUCAACAUCCAGAUCCUGGAGCUGAUGGAGGAGCGCAUCGAGCAGUGGCCGUGCGAGGGCCGCUUUGCCGAUAUAUUUAUUGAAAAGGCCCCCGUGCUCCGGCUCUACACGGACUACCUCAACAACUACGACCGACAGGGAUCAGCCGAGCCCAUCGUUGGUCGGUGCUCUGGAUGCGUGGUCGUCGUUCUCACGUUGGCUGGGCUGGGUUGUGUGGGAGUCCAGAUGACUGUGCUCACCGAGUUGGAGAAGAAGCCGGCCUUCAUCCAAUUCAUCAAGGCCUGCAAGGCCAAAAUGAACCUGGGCAACUACCUCAUCCUGCCCGUCCAGCGCCUCCCCCGAUACGAGAUCCUCCUCGAGGGGCUCAAGCGAUACACCUCCGAGGAGCACGUCGACUACCCCAACAUCAUCGCCGCCCUCGACAAGGUCAAAGAGCUCAACUCCCACGUGGACAAGAAGAAGAAGGACGAGGACAACCGACGAGCGAUUCAGGAGAUCCAAAAGGCCGUCUCCGGUGCACCCACUCUCUUUGUCGCCCACCGCCAGUUCAUCAGGGGCGGUCUCGUCGACGUGCUGGCGGGGAAGAAGAAGGAAAAGUUCUACGUCUACCUCUUCACCGACAUCCUGUUGCUGACCAAGGCCAAGGUGAAAACCGUGGUGCCCGGUGCUGCCCGCCCCAAGUCCAAGCUCAAGGACUUGAUCUACCUCAAGGAUGGACCUUUUUCAGCUUCCGCCAUGUCGUUGGACGGGUCUUCUGCCCUGCGGCUGGUCGGAGGGCGCAAGGAGUUUUUGUUCUGCUUCUCUUCCGACACAGAGCGGGACGGCUGGCAGAGGGACAUCGACACCGUCCUGCGAGAGGAGGGCUGGAAGAAGAUCUUCUACUGA
Acanthamoeba castellanii str. Neff is the source of this 2580-nucleotide messenger RNA. Its product is annotated as RhoGEF domain containing protein. The transcript is spliced from 18 exons. Gene Ontology annotation, molecular function: guanyl-nucleotide exchange factor activity. Bases 1 to 2580 code for a protein of 859 amino acids. Lineage: Eukaryota; Discosea; Longamoebia; Acanthamoebidae. The record is from RefSeq and is a predicted model, not a curated record.